AUUUUUUUAUUUCCAGAAACUCACGAUGAUUCGUUUUUCAUUAAUUAAACAGCAGUCGUAGACGUUUAUUGUGUGAUUAUUAAAUGAGUUUUGUGAUAAGAAGUGCGAUAAUAAUUUGUGGAAUAUGAAGUUUAGACCAUUCAAGUGAUUAAAUGUGAAAAAAUCAUUAAAUUUGCUUUAAACAACAAAAAUAAAAUCAGUGUAGGAACAAAGAAUUUAAAAAUAUAUAUUAUUCAACACCCACGAUUAAGUCCAUAUAUAAAGAUAUAUUAAUCAAGCAGUGAAUUACUUCAUUCAUACCCAUUUUAGUGAACAAAUUAAAGCAGAAAAAAGUUUUAUCGAUACAGGGAAAUUAUUGGAAAAACAAGAAGAAGAUGCAAAAGACUGUGAUUACACGCAAAGAUGCUCAGGAAGCAAAAAUAAAAACAAGAUCAAUGGCAAAAGAAAGUGAGAAAAAAGUUUCAUUGAAGGAAGCCAAGCGUAAUAGUCGUCAAAAAAUGCUCUUGAAAGGGAACGACACUAGUUCAACAGCAGUCAAGGAUAUUUAUGGAAAUGCAUUAAGCUCAAUAAAUAUGGUUCGCGGUCGAAGUGGAGUUAUUUAUGAUGAGUCAAUGACUCAACACUUCUGCCUUUGGGAUCAAAAUUAUCCUGAAUGUCCAGAAAGAUUUACAUCUGUGAUAAAUCGCUGCAACGAAUUGGAAUUGUUUGAUCGAUGCAUUGAACUUAAACCGAGAUUAGCGACCAAAAAUGAAAUUUUAUCGAUACAUACAGAGAAGCAGUACGACUUGCUGCAGUCGACACGUGAUUUGAACAAUGAGGACCAAUUAGAAGAUCUCUGCUCACAAUAUGAUGCAAUUUUUAUGAACCCAUCUACAUUUAACCUUGCACUUUUAGCUUGUGGCUCAACGAUUGAACUUGUUGACAAUAUUUUGGAUGGAACAAUACAGAACGGAAUGGCAAUUAUACGACCACCAGGACAUCAUGCUAUGAAAGCUGAAUAUAAUGGAUAUUGUUUCUUUAACAACGUCGCUGUUGCUGCUAAACAUGCACUCGACAAUAAAGGAGUCAAGAGAAUACUAAUCGUUGACUGGGACGUGCACCACGGACAGGGUUCGCAAAGAGCUUUCUAUGACGACUCACGAGUUGUUUACUUUUCAAUUCACCGCUACGAAUUUGGUACGUUUUGGCCAAAUUUACGCGAAUCAGAUUUUGACUAUAUAGGAUCCGGAGAUGGAGAAGGAAAAAACAUAAAUGUUCCAUUAAAUAAAAUUGGCAUGACGAAUGCCGACUAUUUGGCAAUAUUUCAACAGCUAUUGAUGCCAGUUGCAGUCGAGUUCCAACCAGAAUUAAUUUUGAUAUCAGCUGGCUACGAUGCUGCAUUUGGAUGUUCAGAGGUUUGUUUAAGGAUCUUUAUUAAUUCCCUUCUUUUUUUAUUAUUUUUCUCAGUUCCAACCUGAGCUUGUCAUUAUAUCCGCUGGAUUUGAUAGUUCGUUGGGCGAUGAAAAAGGCGAAAUGGAAGUUACGCCAGCUUGCUAUUCACAUUUGCUUUCACCGCUCAUGUCUUUAGCUAAUGGUCGUAUUGCUGUUGUGCUUGAGGGCGGAUAUUGUCUUGAAUCGCUCGCAGAAGGUGCUGCUUUGACACUCAAAACACUUUUGGGUGAUCCAUGUCCUAAAAUGGAACCGCUUCAAGCUCCAUGUGAAAGUAUCCAAGACACAAUCCUCAAUUGUAUAUACUCUCAUCGACAAUAUUGGAAGAAUUUGUGCCUGCAAGACAUUUAUAAUAUUGAAGAACUUAAUAAUGUGAAUCCACAGUCAAACUUACAUCAUGUUCCACAUGAUAGCUUCAUUGGUGGUGAUCCAGUUCCGGAACGAUUUUUAACACGCAAUUGCUAUCCAGUACAAAAUGAAGCAUUCAGGAAAAAUGUUGCUGGUCGCUUAAUGAAAUUGAGGUUUUUUACAAAUCUAUCAUUCCCAGUGAACCGAGUUUGCUAUGUUUAUGAUGAUGUCAUGCUUCAGCAUAAGAACAACUUUGAAAACGGACAUCCAGAACAACCUGAAAGAAUACGUAAAAUCAAAACUCGCUUUAAUGAGUAUAAUUUAUUGGAAAGAAUGAAAUAUUUACCGUCUCGACAAGCAACAGAAGAAGAACUUCUGCUUGUUCAUUCAAAAUCGCAUUUAAAGAACAUGCAGGCACUUGAGAAAUGCGAUAAUUUGGCAGCUUUAGGAGAAAAGUAUAAUUCAGUUUAUUUCCAUCCAAAAACUUAUGAAUGUGCCAAAUAUGCAGCUGGAAGUGUUUUACAGGUUGUUGAUGAAGUUCUUAAUGGGAAGUCAUUAAGCGGAGUUUGUGUGGUUCGUCCACCUGGACAUCAUUCUGAAGAAGAUCAACCCCAUGGGUUUUGUAUAUUUAAUAAUGUCUCAGUUGCUGCUCAAUAUGCUAUAAAGAAUCAUGGAUUGAAACGAGUAUUAAUCGUUGACUGGGACGUACAUUAUGGUCAAGGCACGAAACAUAUUUUUGAAAAUGAUCCAAAAGUUCUUUACAUUUCAGUUCAUCGAUAUGACGAUGGACAUUUUUUCCCAAGAAGUACAGACGCUAAUUAUACAGAAGUUGGAAGUGGCAAUGGUAAAGGAUUUAAUGUAAAUAUUCCGUGGAAUAAGAAAGGAAUGGGAGAUAUGGAAUAUUCUCUGACAUUUCAAAAUGUAAUUAUGCCUAUUGCCUAUGAAUUUGAUCCAGAAUUAGUCUUUGUCAGUGCUGGAUUUGAUGCAGCUAUUGGGGAUCCACUUGGAGGAUGUAAAGUCAGUCCAGAAGCUUAUGGGCAUUUCACACAUUGGCUCUCAAGUCUGGCAAAUGGAAAAAUCAUUCUACUGCUCGAAGGUGGAUAUAAUGUCAACUCAAUUUCACAUUCCAUGACACUUUGUGCUAAAUCCUUACUCGGUGAUCCAUUGCCAACAUUCUUAAUAUCUUCAAGAUGGAAUGGAAUUAAUUCAAGUGCAUUGGAAACGCUUAAAAAUGUAAUUAACACACAAGAAACUUAUUGGAAGUGCCUCAAAUUCAACAAGAAACUGCCAGAUUGUGACGACAAUGAGAAUAAGAUGCAAGAUGAUUUAGUAAAGGACCUAGAAUCAAUAAAGCUUACCGAUUCUGAUGAUAAAGGUAAUCAAUCGCAUAGUUCAAACAUGUCUGUGACAAGCAGCUCUGAUUCGUGUGAAGCUGGAUCUUCAAAACCAGUUGAAAAGAAACAGACAUUGACAGAUUUUCUUAAUGAUAAUUUGGAGGCAUUAAAUAACGAGGAAAUGUAUGCAGUUGUACCUCUUAAGAAUUGCCCUCAUUUAUCACUUCUCCGUCCAGAAGAAGCACCUGAAUCAAUCGACCAUACCAGUGAAUGUACAGAAUGCCACACAUCAAUAGAAAAUUGGGUUUGUCUGACUUGCUACAAAACUUUUUGCUCACGUUAUAUCAACGAACACAGUCAUUUACAUUUUAUAUCCAGUGAAGAGCCUCUAACACUAAGCUUUAGUGAUUUAUCAGUUUGGUGUUACAAGUGUGAGGCUUAUGUCGAUAAUCCACAGCUUUAUAAGUACAAAAAUCUCGUCCAUCGAAGUAAAUUUGGCGAGGAUCUUGUGUGGAGUUAUGGCGAUAUUCAUAUUGAUUUAACACAGACGGACGAUGACGACAGUGAAUGAUAUUUAUUUAAAUUCUUCCCUAUUGCCUUAAUUUUCCUCCUAUUUCUCACGAAACUUGUUACUGUCGGCUUUCGUGAUUUAUUUUCGAGAUUCUUUAUUUAUUAACUUUUACUAUUUGUAUCCACAAAACCUUAACUAUGUUCUUGAUGACUUUAUAAAUAUUGCAACUAAUACCUCCGGUUAUUUAUUGAUGGUACAAUCGCAGAUUAAUAAUAAUUUUACACAAUAGAUCGGAUGACAGAAAAAGUAUUAAAAGUAACCAAAGCUAAUGAUUCUUGCGAAACAAGCUGAUGAUGACUAAAAGGCAUGUAAAAAUUGGAAUUAACCAAAGUAAAUUAAUUAAUGAUGUUUUGUAUUGUUUAAUUUAAUUAAUAAAAGUACAUUUAAUGUUUACACAAAAAAUUAUUUCCAUGUUCC
This is a messenger RNA of Chironomus riparius, 4098 nucleotides long. NCBI's taxonomy places the organism in Eukaryota, Metazoa, Arthropoda, Insecta, Diptera, Chironomidae. The record is from the annotation of a GenBank genome assembly.